ACGAAUACAGAGAGUGAGCGCGGGGAGCUGUGCGCAUGCGCGGUCAGUUCCUGUAGUCACGUGGGUGUCAUGGCGGCUUCCUACUCCCUAUCCCGGUGUGUGGUGUCUCCUGCAGGAAAGCACACGGCGUCUGUCAUCUUCCUGCACGGAUCAGGUGACUCAGGACCAGGAAUUAAAUCAUGGAUCCGGGAACUCUUGAAGAAGGAUUUAGCGUUUAGCCAUAUAAAGGUCAUAUUUCCUACAGCUCCGGCCCGACCCUAUACACCGAUGAAGGGAGCCAUCUCCAACGUCUGGUUCGACAGGCAUAAAAUCUCCAUACACAGCCCCGAAAAUCACGAAUCCAUCAAUUCCAUGUGCCAAACAUUAACAGAUUUAGUCAAAGAGGAGGAGGCGUCCGGCAUUGCCAAAAACAGAAUAUUGCUGGGUGGAUUCUCGAUGGGUGGCGCCAUGGCCAUGCACUUGGCUUAUAGGUACCAUAGAGAUGUUGCUGGAGUGUUCGCUCUCUCAAGCUUUCUCAAUAACAAUUCAAUAGUUUAUAAGGAACUUGAAGCCGCUCCACAGAGCCUACCCGAAUUAUUCCAGUGCCAUGGACAGGCUGAUGAGUUAGUCUUUCACCAGUGGGGAGAAAACACUUGCACACGAUUGAAAGGUCUUGGCGUGACUUCAUCUUUCCACAGUUUGCCGAAUCUUCUUCAUGAACUCAGCCUACAGGAAUUAGAACUGUUACACUCUUGGAUUUUAAAGAAAUUGCCCGAGGUCACCGAAAUCGUUCAGUAAAAGCCGAAAAAAAAAAAGAAACAUAAUAAAUGUUUGUAAUCAGAGAGAAA
This is a messenger RNA of Hyla sarda, 827 nucleotides long. It is a transcript of the gene LYPLAL1, whose product is annotated as lysophospholipase like 1. Gene Ontology annotation, molecular function: carboxylic ester hydrolase activity; palmitoyl-(protein) hydrolase activity. Gene Ontology annotation, cellular component: cytoplasm. Gene Ontology annotation, biological process: protein depalmitoylation. Lineage: Eukaryota; Metazoa; Chordata; Amphibia; Anura; Hylidae. The record is from RefSeq and is a predicted model, not a curated record. The transcript is spliced from 5 exons. Bases 70 to 777 code for a protein of 235 amino acids.